ACUUCCCACCCACAAAACUACACAAUCCAAAUUCCACCACAAUUUUCAGCACUUGAAAAUGAAUCAGCUAUUCGGGUCAUUCGCCAUUUUGUCGAUCUUGUGCUCGGUAGCCGCGGCGGCUGUUCCACCGUGCGAGACCCUGGUCCAAGAACUAACCCCUUGUCAGCCUUACCUCACCGAUACCGCGGCCUCCCCGACAGAUGACUGCUGCAAGGGUGCACAGAAUAUUGCUGCGUACAUCGUCACACAGAAAGAUCGAACCGACGUCUGCGAAUGCCUCAAGCCCACUGCAGUUGCCAGGGCGGACGACCCCUCUCGGAUUACUGCUCUUCCUGGUGUGUGUGGAGUCCAGAUUACACUCCCUCCCGUCACUGCUGACACCGACUGUUCCACGGUCUGAUCGAAGGUGGUGAUAAUCAAUAAAGGCUGUAUCCCGUUCAACUAAAAUAAAAUAAAAUAAAGGCUGUAUCUGGUUGUGGCUUCUUAGUUAAAUAAAUCCUUCUCAAUGUUACUAUAUGAUUAUCCUUUGGUGGAAAUAAAUAUUGCCUUAAUUUAUUGGUGGAAGUAA
Rhododendron vialii is the source of this 568-nucleotide messenger RNA. Its product is annotated as non-specific lipid-transfer protein A-like. The transcript has 2 exons. Gene Ontology annotation, biological process: lipid transport. Bases 59 to 400 code for a protein of 113 amino acids. Gene Ontology annotation, cellular component: membrane. Lineage: Eukaryota; Viridiplantae; Streptophyta; Magnoliopsida; Ericales; Ericaceae. Gene Ontology annotation, molecular function: lipid binding. The record is from RefSeq and is a predicted model, not a curated record.